Trichechus manatus latirostris (Florida manatee) is the source of this 1214-nucleotide messenger RNA. Its product is annotated as putative protein FAM172B. Gene Ontology annotation, molecular function: siRNA binding. The record is from RefSeq and is a predicted model, not a curated record. The coding region runs from base 5 to 1090 and encodes 361 amino acids. Gene Ontology annotation, biological process: regulatory ncRNA-mediated heterochromatin formation. Gene Ontology annotation, cellular component: nucleus. NCBI's taxonomy places the organism in Eukaryota, Metazoa, Chordata, Mammalia, Sirenia, Trichechidae. The transcript has a single exon.
ACCAAUGACUCAGGAGCUGAGCUUCCAAAAAUUUAUUGAACAGUCUGGCUUACUAGAAGAAUUUAAAUAUGACUUCAAUGACAAAGCUGAAUUGAGAGACACUGAGACACAAAGCCCUUUUGUCUUUAACUAUUAUAAAAAUGUCCAUGAGAAGAAUAGCAAGCGCUACCAGGCCCUUGGCCAUUUGCUUGAGCAAUACAUCUAUGAGCUUUUGGAGAAAAUGUGUAAAUUACAAAAAGUAUAUAUCCCACUUGAGGCUGAUAAACAACCAAGAAGUUUCUUUUUCAUGAGUGAGAGUGCAUUAACAAGUCAUCCUUCUGCUCUUCUUGUCCUUCUUCAAGACCAUGGGGUCUUCCGAGCUGGACAAUGGAGUCAACAGGCAAUAAUACAUCAUGGUCUCCAACAUGGAAGUCAGAUACCAUGUAUUCAAAUGGCAUUACAGGCACAUUACGGUGUAAUUGUGCCAAACCUCAAUGACAGUUUUGUGGACUUAAAGAUGGAAAAAGAGUGGAAAAGCCUUCUAGCACAAAAUAUUGAGUCCUCUUCCCUAAAAAUGGUUCAAGCUGAGAGCCUUUUAUCUCUUCAGCAGCCUCCCCAGUGUAUUCCAGAUAGAUUCAGCAACACCCCUGAAGAACACAUGGCUUACAUUUGGGAUUACUUCAUUUCAAAGACUGAAGGCAAGGAUGUUGCCUUCAUUGUACAUGGUUACGGAGGCUUGGUUUUUAUGGACCUGCUUGUUCGUAGAAAGUGGGAAGUGAUGAGCAAAGUAUAUGCUGUUGCACUUAUUGACUCUGAACACCAUGUAGGACACCAGCUGGGAAGUGACGUACAAUUAUUAGCAUGGAUAAAGCACCACUGCCGUGAAUGGGUGACAAGCCCUAAGCCUUUGGAUAAACCUGCAGCUACUGUUUUGAAAAAAGAGUUUCCUAUGGUUUCUGCUGGUACAGAAAAACACAGCUUAGCCCCUUCCUCUAGCCUAGAGUCCAUUUUUAAAUACUUUAAAAAAGCUUUGAAAGCCAGAACAACUAUUAAUUUCUCUCCAGUGCCAAUAGCAACUAGAAGCUCCACAAAAAGAAAGCAAAGCACAUAAGUUACUUUUUGUCAUCUAAGAUUUUUUUUCCCUCUGUAACUUUGCUGUUGUAGACACUAGAAGAAAAAAAACACUUUCAGCUCACACACAGUAUCAUGUUCUGGCUUGAGAUUUGAUUUAUUAC